GCCUCUGUAGAAGUGUGAAGUUGAGUAAAAGUGUUCUGUGAGUGUGAAUUGGGAAUGGGAUACCAGGGGUACAAAAAUUCUUAAUUUCUUUAGUGUUAUUUGCUAAUAUUUAAUGUUUAUGUGCUGUAUUCUAAAAUACUUAUAUAUGGUUAAAGCACAAUAGAAUGUAUUUUUAGGUAAAUUGCCAAUUUAUUUUGCCUACACACUAUAAUUUUUCAUUGAAUCAUGGAAAUAAAUUAUUGUGAUGUGUAAUAUGUAUUUUAAGACAAGAUAAACAUAACAUAGGAAUGAUGUAUUAUUCUAGUUUUUUAAUGUAUUAGUAAUAAAAUUGAAUAAUAUGAAGAUAAUUUAAAAGCAAGUAGUAAUUAAUGAGUAAAAAUGAUCGGAAACGGGUGUAAUAAAGCCGAAGCCACAAUGAGUACUCCCGAGGAAUCGGAACACAUGCCUGGGGCUAGUAAAUUUUGUAAAGAUCAUAUUAAAGGAUGCUGUGAUCGAGAAAAUUGUCGAUUCAUUCACGACAUACCACCAAAGCCUUUAUUGAAGGAGCUAUUUAACUUUUGUCACGACUUUCAGAAUAAGGGUUGCUAUAGACAAAAUUGUAAGUUCGUGCAUAGUUCCUUAGAAGAAGAAGAACAUUUUUAUGCUACUGGUAUUUUUCCUCGAGAUACUCGUUAUGCACCUAUUUGUCAAGCUUAUAGACAUGGAAAUUGUUUCAAUAAAGAAUGUAAGUAUAUGCACAUAAGCCUUGCUCCAAAUGGACCACCUCCACCAUUAGUAUUUGACCGACCCCCACCAUCAAUGAGAGACAACAACAGUCCUCCUGAAGCGAAAAUUGGAAGAUAUGCAUUUGAUGACACAAGAUUUGAAAAUCAACUAUUAGGAGUACAUAUAACAUGUCAAAAUUGUAACACACUGGACCACAAAGUUAAGUUAUUGCAUGAUAAUAUAAGAGUUCUCUUAAAAAAAGUUAAUGAUUUGACUGAGAAGAAUGCCCAAUUGACAUCUAUGAAUGAGUUUUUAUUACAACAAACUGCAUCUAUGAGAAGUGAACAAUCAUGUGUUAUUACAUCACGACAUGGGACAUCAGCACCAGUUUCUUUGGCAACUGUUAGUGUGACACCUGUAGUAAGUUUAGCUGGUGCUUUGCCAGCAUUGAUGCCAACUGCGGCUACACCAAACAUAACAUUAGCUCCUGCAGCUUCACAAGCUCAGCUGCUUACACCUGCUCCUCAAAUACUUUCAGUGAGUACAACACAGCAGCUUAUGGGGAACUCUGGGGCCCUAAUUGUUACAAGUGCAGGAUCUCAGCAGCUAAUGCAAGUAGGUGAUUCUGGAUCACUCAUGGGUGGAGGACAGACUGUGGUUGCUGUCACACCAGCACAACUUACUUUGGGUCCAGCAACACAGCAAUUGAUGAGUAAUUCACAACAAACUGCAGUGCAACAGCUUGUUCAGACAUCAGCCUUACAACCACAAUUAGCUCAACAGCACCAAAAUCAGUAUGCUGCACAACAAUCAGUGCAGCAUCUGGCUGCACAGCAAUCAGCGCAGCAUUUAGCUCAACAGUCAGCACAACAUCUUGCCGCACAACAGUCAGCCCAACACUUGGCACAGCAAUCAGCCCAGCAUUUGGCAGCUGCGCAACAGUCGGCUCAACAACUGGCUGCUCAACAAUCCGCGCAACAGCAAUUAGUGCCCUCGGCACAGCAGCUGGUUCAUCAAACACCUACACAGCAGAUAACAAUAUCAAGUACUAGUCAAGCAAUGGCUAUGCCAAACUCUCAAUCUCAGCCUCUCACAUUCCCGAUUAUAUCACAGAGCAUCUUACCACACUGAAGAUUAAGAGAUGGUUUUAGCAGAGAAUUGAAGAAUACCAAAAGUGAAAGGGUUUGAAUGUUUAAAGAUUAUUGAGUUUUUUAAAAGUAUUAUUUAAAUUUAAAAUAUCUUAGAAUAAGGUAAGAUACAAUUGUUUGAAACAACAAUAUAAUUUUAUUUAAUAUGUUUUUGUGUGAUUGUUUGCUAGUGCAUAUAAAAUUACUUAUUUAAGUUCCUUCUGUUAUAUAUUAGCAAGAAAUGAUAGCAGGGCUAUCAUUUCAUUCAUUUAGCAAAUAGCCCCAGAAACACCCAUGAUGCCUUACCUGAUCUCAACAAACUAAACUUGUACCUUACUGAAAUGUACUGGAUGUUAAGCCAAUAGAAAAAGAAUAAUAUAAUAUAACUUUUGGGAAGUGCCAUAAUUCUAAUUAUGGUUGUAAGAAAUAUAGCCAUGGAUUAUUACCAAACAUGGAAUUAAACAAGUAAAGGAAAAUUGUGUACACCUUCCCUAAAGGGCCGGCAACUCUCCUGUGAUUCCUCUGGUGUUGCAAGAUAAUAUGGGUGGCCAUAAUCACUUAACACCAGAUGACCUGUAUGCUGGUUUGUCCUCACUCAGUAGAUUUAAUACUGACAAGUCUUACCAUGUGCAGUAAAAUGUAUUUAGAAAAAAGACAUAAUUGUAAGAUCUCUAUCAUCAUAAAAGACAAGAAUACAAAAGAUCUACUUAAUGUGUAACAGAUUGCACCAAAAUUAAUAGUUGAUUUCAGAAAUAUAAGAUAUCUGAACAUAUUAUCAUAAAAGAAUGUAAUGAGGGUUUUAAUUGUAAAAAUGAUCAAAUACAUUUAAGUAGGGCUUACAUAUUAAUAGUACAGCCUAGUGAAACUAAGAACAAAAGUGAAUGUAUGGUAUUGUAUGAAAUGUGCAGUCAUUGAUAGAUUGACAGAUGACGGCUAUAACCUUGUAAAAAACGAAGAUAGCUGAAAUCCACUAUGUUUUAAGCAACUGUUUGCUGUAAAUCUUAACCGUAUUAUACCUUGUUGCCAUAUAUUGUAAUUCACUGCACAUUUCACAUUAAACUAAUUUUUAAUUUUUACUUAGGGAGUCCUAGCUCUUAUAACAUAGUAAUUACAUCCUCUUUGUAACAGCAAUUUGAUUUUGAUCCAACAUGGCAUAAAGUAAUUAUUGUUAUAAAUUUAUAAAAACUUAAAUUUACAUUACAUCAUUGCCUGGUAAUAUAGAUAGAAAUAAUAAUGGCAGGUAGUGUAAGUUAGAUAUGUAAUUUAUUUUGUAUAAUUAAUUAAUGUUAAUCUAACAUGCUUUAUUCUGUGUUUCACUUAGAAAUAAAUUGCAUAGUCAAAAUUAAUUUUGUCUAUGUUAACACACACCA
This is a messenger RNA of Leptidea sinapis, 3202 nucleotides long. RefSeq names its product zinc finger CCCH domain-containing protein 10-like. NCBI's taxonomy places the organism in Eukaryota, Metazoa, Arthropoda, Insecta, Lepidoptera, Pieridae. The record is from RefSeq and is a predicted model, not a curated record. Gene Ontology annotation, molecular function: metal ion binding. The transcript has a single exon. The coding region runs from base 379 to 1836 and encodes 485 amino acids.